This is a messenger RNA of Caenorhabditis remanei, 426 nucleotides long. RefSeq lists its product as uncharacterized. The transcript has a single exon. Lineage: Eukaryota; Metazoa; Nematoda; Chromadorea; Rhabditida; Rhabditidae. The record is from RefSeq and is a predicted model, not a curated record. The coding region runs from base 1 to 426 and encodes 141 amino acids.
AUGCAUUGCUCAACAACAACUAAAAUCAUGGAUUGGAGGCCUCACCAGCCAUACACAAAACCAAUCCACGACAUGGUGCCUCGACCGGAAAUGGAUUUUUUUCCAAGAAAAGAACUCAGCGGUGGAGCAGUGCAACGAACACCAAAGGAUGAUGCAAUCGCAACAAACGGAACGGAAUUCGGUGAGUCGGCGAGUAGAGGCGCCACGCUUUGGUCUGAAGAAGGUGCCGAUGAAACUCAACGACAAAACCCGCAAAAUUGCGCAACAAUUGGCGACGGACGGAAGAAGUCGACGAAGAAGACGAAGUCGAAAGCUGAGAUACUCACUUUAGAUGUAAUAAAGUGUGAAUUUCAAGCUAAAGACAGGAGAAAGAAGUCGACCAAAGCAAAUGGAAUCAAGACGGAAGUCGAAUAUCUGGAGUCGUAG